CUUGCAGGGAAAUACGUCCUCAAUGAAAACAACUCGCCGCUUUGGUUGAUGCCACUGACUGCUAAAUCAACAACAACAACACCAGAGCCAGUAAUUGUGCAGUCUUUGAUAUACUACGUCUAUGGCUGGGAUUAGUUGGUAUCAAAAUGAAAACAGCAAUGGUGCCCUCAACCAACAUUACUUGAUUGAUCACAUACCACUCUAUUCUCUUGCUGAUGUGCAAUUGAGGUUUCUUUGUCCCAAUGAUUUGGAUGAAGUUCGAACACUGUGCCAGGAUUGGUUUCCUAUUGAAUAUCCAUUGUCAUGGUAUGAGGAGAUUACCUCUGGUACAAGGUUCUAUGCUCUUGCUGCAACUUAUAAUCAAAUAAUAAUUGGCCUAAUCGUCGCCGAAAUCAAACCGUACGCAUCACUAAAUUCAGAAGAUCAAGGAUUUCUGGCGAACUCCUUCCUGAAGCACAGUGAUGUCGCCUACAUACUGUCAUUGGGCGUUGCGAAGCAAUACAGAAGGAAUGGAAUAGCAUCGCUACUGCUUAAUUCAUUGAUCAAUCACCUCACAUCUAAUGAUAGGAACAAAAUAAAAGCCAUAUUUUUACACGUGCUUACAACCAAUUCAGCUGCCAUCAUGUUUUAUGAGAACAAAAAGUUUAAACUGCAUUGCUUUCUACCAUAUUACUAUUCAAUAAAAGGUAGAUGCAAUGAUGGAUUCACAUACGUCCUUUAUGUGAAUGGUGGCCAUUCACCAUGGACAUUAAUUGAUUAUUUAAGGUAUUUCUGCAAGAACAUCCUUUUAGGCGGCGGCGCGUUUCCCUGGCUGCUGAGUUCGUUUUCAAAGUUCAUGUACUGGAUGUGGUCGUCACGGAAGAUCACGCAGCACCCCGACGUUGACUAGUCAGAUAUUUAUUGCAUGCUCACAUACAGCGUAAGCGAAACCAAUUAGGGCGCUCAUUUAAUCGUAAUGAGCGCAACUGAAUGAUAAUGAUGAUUCGUAAAGUAUUUUGUAAAUAUUAACUUAAAUUUUUCACAAGAAUUAAUUAAUGGUAAGAGAAAAGCAGUGCGAGAGACAUGAACAGCAUUAAAUAUUGAAAUACAAAGUAUUAUUUAGUUAGAGCGUUCGAACAAAAAGCGUAAAUUCUAUUUCAAUAGAAGAUUUUCAGUCAUUUUAUACGCGUUGUAAUAAUAAUUAAGCACUUUUGGUUCAAUAUUGAUGAAUUCACAAACGAAAUACUUUAAAUGCUGAUACAUCACACAACGUUUCAAUUUACAAAUAAUUGUUUUUUGUUUUUUUACACUUAUCUGUGUCUGCUCAUCAAAGUUACGAUGUUAUAUUAUUAAUUAAUACAAUUACGUCACACAAUUGAGUCUGGGAGACUCUUUAGUUAAUUCUUAUUUAAAGUAAUUUAAAUAUUUGUUGCUGUUUGCCGACGAAUGGACACGAUACAAAUGCAUUCAACUAUCACAGGUUACUCUAGUCUUGUACAGUACAGUAGAUUCUGUUUGCAAUAUUCAGAGAAAAAUAUAAGACGCACAGAUUCUUUUUUUAUAUUAUUUCACUUGUUAUUGUUAUUUAUCGCUUAUAUUAGACUUGACACCAAAAUUUUAUUCGAAAUUAAUAUAUUACCAUGGAAAAAUAAAUAUUUUUUCUGAUUA
Dalotia coriaria is the source of this 1647-nucleotide messenger RNA. It is a transcript of the gene Naa60, whose product is annotated as N-alpha-acetyltransferase 60. Gene Ontology annotation, molecular function: protein-N-terminal amino-acid acetyltransferase activity; histone acetyltransferase activity. Gene Ontology annotation, cellular component: Golgi membrane. Gene Ontology annotation, biological process: N-terminal peptidyl-methionine acetylation. Bases 122 to 889 code for a protein of 255 amino acids. Lineage: Eukaryota; Metazoa; Arthropoda; Insecta; Coleoptera; Staphylinidae. The transcript has 5 exons. The record is from RefSeq and is a predicted model, not a curated record.